UUAGGAGCCACCCGCCAUUGCAUUUUUCUCCCCUUUCUUCGCUUAUUCAUUCUUCUUCCCACCACAAAAUUCUCUCAUCUCCACCAUCAAAAUCCUUUCUUUUUUUAAGGGUUUUUAUUAUUUUCAACUUAUAUAUCUUCUUCAUUAUAAUUUUCCUUCACAUCUUUAGAAUCUUUUUAAAAAAAAAAAAAAAUCACACCUUUUUCCAUCUGGGUUUCCUAUAAUUGUGCUUCUAGCUCCACUUUCUUGAAUUUUCUGAGGUUUAUUCAUUAGGGUUUUGUUUAAUUUGUUCAAUUUCAAGAAAUCUUGAAAAAAAGAUUCAAUCUUUGUAAUUCUUGAUCCAAUUCAAGUCCUUGUUUCUUGAUUGUGUUGCAAGUUUUCUUGUGGGGUUUGAUUGAAUUUCAAGAAAUCUUUAUAUGCAUGCUGUAAAAGCUUCUAUAUUUGAUUGUUAGGUUUUAAAAAUAAAAAUAAAAAUACCCUUUUGUUUUUUUUUUAUUAAAUAAAGUAUGGAUUUGAAGAAAUAUAGAGAAGAAAGUGAAGGUGAAAGUGGUAUCAUGAGAUCAGAAUCAAGAAGCCUUGGUUCAUCCCCAAAGAAUUCAAGUGGUCAACUAGGGUCAAAGUCAAAGGAUUUGGGUAAUAUGAGUAAUAAUAAAGAUUCAUUUUUGAGGGCUGAUAAGAUUGAUUUCAAGAGUUGGGAUGUGCAAUUGGAUAAGCAUUUGAGUAGGGUUUGGUCAAGAGAUAAAGAAAAAGAAACAAAUACUAAAAAAGAAGAGUGGGAAAUUGAUUUGGCAAAAUUGGAUAUUAGGAAUGUUAUUGCUCAUGGUACUUAUGGUACUGUUUAUAAAGGUGUUUAUGAUGGUCAAGAUGUUGCAGUGAAGGUAUUGGAUUGGGGAGAGGACGGUCUUGCCACUGCUGCCGAGACCGCAAAUCUGCGUACGUCUUUUCGACAAGAGGUUGCUGUGUGGCAUAAGCUUGAUCAUCCAAAUGUCACCAAGUUUGUUGGAGCUUCAAUGGGAACCUCGGAUCUUAAGAUCCCGUCAAACAACACGUCAAGUAUGGGUCAAAACUCGCUACCGUCUAGGGCUUGUUGUGUUGUAGUAGAGUAUCUUCCUGGUGGGACCCUCAAGAAAUAUUUGAUCAGGAAUAGUAGAAAGAAACUCUCUUUCAAGAUUGUUGUUCAACUCGCUUUAGAUCUCUCUAGAGGUUUAAGCUACCUUCACUCUAAGAAGAUUGUGCACCGGGACGUUAAAACUGAAAAUAUGCUCUUGGAUUUGAAUAGAACCCUAAAGAUUGCUGAUUUCGGAGUUGCUCGUGUUGAAGCUCAAAACCCUCGAGACAUGACCGGUGAAACGGGAACACUUGGUUACAUGGCACCAGAGGUUCUUGAUGGAAAGCCUUACAACCGGAAAUGCGAUGUCUAUAGUUUCGGCAUAUGCUUAUGGGAAGUGUAUUGUUGUGACAUGCCUUAUGCUGAUCUGAGUUUCGCCGAAGUAUCUUCUGCGGUUGUUCGUCAGAAUUUACGGCCCGACAUUCCUAAAUGCUGCCCGAGUUCAUUUGCUAACAUUUUGAGAAAAUGUUGGGAUGCAAAUCCCGACAAGAGACCCGAGAUGGAUGAGGUCGUGAGAUUGUUAGAGGCGAUAGAUACAAGUAAAGGUGGCGGGAUGAUACCCGAAGACCAAGCCUCGGGUUGUUUUUGUUUCACUCCGAGACGUGGCCCGUGAUCCGUUUUCCUCAUGUUAUGAAUGUCACAAACAUUUUGUUUUUUUUUUUCCCAAAUAUUUUGCAUAAGUUUACAACUUUGUAAACCAUUGGUAGUCCCUUCACAAAAUUUUGUCAACUUUCAUUUAAAGAUUUGCUAUGCAAAUUUUAUGCAGUGGCUACUCAUAUGCUUUUUGUUUUGUUAUAUAUAUAUAUUUUAUAUAAUAAUGAUUGAUUAUACAUU
This is a messenger RNA of Helianthus annuus (common sunflower), 1942 nucleotides long. Its product is annotated as serine/threonine-protein kinase STY13. Gene Ontology annotation, biological process: protein phosphorylation. Gene Ontology annotation, molecular function: ATP binding; protein kinase activity. Bases 507 to 1721 code for a protein of 404 amino acids. Lineage: Eukaryota; Viridiplantae; Streptophyta; Magnoliopsida; Asterales; Asteraceae. The transcript has 6 exons. The record is from RefSeq and is a predicted model, not a curated record. Gene Ontology annotation, cellular component: plasma membrane.